Poecile atricapillus (Black-capped chickadee) is the source of this 7134-nucleotide messenger RNA. It is a transcript of the gene VILL, whose product is annotated as villin like. The transcript has 20 exons. Gene Ontology annotation, biological process: actin filament severing; barbed-end actin filament capping; cytoskeleton organization. The coding region runs from base 596 to 3193 and encodes 865 amino acids. The record is from RefSeq and is a predicted model, not a curated record. Gene Ontology annotation, cellular component: cytoplasm; actin cytoskeleton. Lineage: Eukaryota; Metazoa; Chordata; Aves; Passeriformes; Paridae. Gene Ontology annotation, molecular function: phosphatidylinositol-4,5-bisphosphate binding; actin filament binding.
AUCCUCACCCUGUCCUUGUGAGCACAGGGACAGCCAGCUCGGCCUUGCAGGGAGCAGAAGAGCAGGAAUCUUCUCCCAGAACUUUUCCCCUCGGAACAGCUUUGCCAAAACUCGGGACAGUCAGAGCCAGGGGCUGGAGCUGGAGCUCUUUGGCCCCAAGAGUUAACCCGGCACCGCACCUUGCUUUGUCCCGCAGAGACCGAGAAAAGGGCGGAAAAAAAAUCCCUCCUGUGCCCUCCUAAACCUGGACAAAACAGGUUUUUAAUGAAAGCAGCACUUAAUCAUUAUUCAGCGAAUUCAGAGCGGCGGAUAUUUGAUGCAAACACAGAGUUGGUUGGAACUCUCCCGUACCGGCUCCCUCUUUGUCCCUCCGUGAGCCUGGGAAUGGGUGUGAUCUCCGGGUAGGAGUGUCUCUGCGGUUAAGAAGAGGAUUGAAUUACCGAACAGUGCUGUUCCCGAGCUGACAAGGUAGCAGAACAGUGAACAAAAGUGCCUUGGAACUCGGCGGAGAGGAGAGGAGAGAAGGAGCUGGGCUCGGUGGACAAGGGGCACCUGCGAGGACAUCGCGCACUUUGCAGCCAGCUCAGACUGCAGGAUGACAGACGGUGACACAAAUCUCCCAACCAUCGAGAGAAAGCUGGGACUGCAGAUAUGGGGCAUAGAGAACAUGAAGAUGGUUCCUGUACCUGAAAAAGCUUAUGGGACUUUUUUUGAAGGAGACUGUUACAUCAUUUUACACACCAAAAGGACAUCCCGUGGCUCCGCUGUGGAUCUGCACUACUGGAUUGGCAAGGAUUCCUCCCAGGACGAGCAGGGUGCCGCGGCCAUGUACGUCACCCAGCUGGACACGGCGCUCGGGGGCAGCCCCGUGCAGCACCGCGAGGUGCAGGGACACGAGUCCGAGACCUUCCAGAGUUAUUUCCGCAAUGGGAUCAUCUACAAGAAGGGAGGAGUGGCUUCAGGAUUUAAGCAUGUGGAGACCAACAUGUACAACAUCAAACGUCUUCUUCACGUCAAGGGCAAGAAGCACGUGUCAGCCACAGAGGUAGCACUCUCCUGGGACAGUUUCAAUAAGGGAGAUGUUUUCUUGCUGGACCUUGGUAAAGUACUGAUCCAGUGGAAUGGACCCAGCUGCAGCAUUGCUGAGAAAUCCAGAGGUCUGGCUCUGGCUCGGAGCAUCAGGGACAGCGAGAGGGGAGGCCGUGCUCAGAUUGGCAUCAUUGACAACGAGAGGGACUCCCCAGACCUGAUGCAGAUCAUGAGGAUGGUGCUGGGCGAGAGGCGCGGGGAGCUCCGCGACGCCAUCCCCGACACCAAAGCAGACGAGCUGCAGAAAGCGAACGUCCGGCUCUACCAUGUCUAUGAGAAGGACAAUGACCUGGUGGUGCAGGAGAUUGCCACCCGGCCACUGACGCAGGAUCUGCUCCAGCACGAGGACUGCUACAUUUUAGACCAAGGUGGCUUCAAAAUUUACGUCUGGAGAGGAAAAGCCUCCAGCCCAGAAGAGAAAAAAGCAGCAUUCACUCGAGCUGUGGGUUUUAUCCAAGCCAAAGGCUACCCUUCAUCCACCAACGUUGAGGUGAUCAAUGAUGGAGCAGAGUCAGCCAUGUUCAAACAGCUCUUCCAGAGGUGGACAGAAAAGAAUGAAACACAAGGGCUGGGCAAGGUCUACACUACAGGCAAAAUUGCCAAGGUGGAGCAGGUGAAGUUUGACACCACCCAGCUCCACGCCAGACCUGAGCUCGCAGCUGAGCAGAGGAUGGUCGAUGAUGCCUCCGGGGAGAUCGAGGUGUGGAGGAUUGAGGACUUGCAAAUGCAGCCAGUGGACCCCAAGACAUACGGGCAGUUCUACGGGGGUGAUUGCUACCUGGUCCUGUACACCUACCUGAGGUCAGGCAGACCCCACUACGUCCUCUAUAUGUGGCAGGGCCGCCACGCCUCCGUGGAUGAAAUCACUGCCUGUGCCCUCAAUGCCAUCGAGCUGGACAAGAAAUACGGGGACGAGGCCGUGCAGGUGCGAGUGACAAUGGGCAAGGAGCCCAGGCACUUCCUGGCCAUCUUCAAGGGCAAGCUGGUCAUCUACGAGGGCGGCACGAGCCGGGCUCAGAAAGCCACACCCGAGCCGGUGAUCCGCCUCUUCCAGGUGAGGGGCACGGAUGAGGUGAACACAAAGGCCACAGAGGUGCCAGCCCGAGCCUCCUCCCUCAACUCCAACGAUGUCUUCCUGCUGACCACCAGCCAAGUCUGCUACCUGUGGUGUGGGAAGGGAUGCAGCGGAGAUGAGCGGGAGAUGGCAAAAAUGGUGGCUGACAUCGUUUCCAGACGGGACAAGCACACCAUUCUGGAAGGACAGGAGCCAGCAGAGUUCUGGGAAGCUCUGGGAGGCAAAGCACCUUAUGCCAAUGAAAAGAGGUUCCAGGAGCAGAUCACACAUUACCAGCCUCGCCUCUUUGAGUGCUCCAACCAGACAGGUCGGUUCAUCAUGACGGAGGUGGUUGGGUUCUGCCAGGAGGACCUGGAUGAAGAUGAUGUCAUGCUGCUGGACACAUGGGAAGAGAUUUUCCUUUGGGUCGGCAAAGCCUCCAAUGCACAGGAGAGGAACGAGGCAAUUGCCUCAGCUAAGGAAUAUCUCAAGACCCAUCCAGCUGGGAGGGACUUGGCAACUCCCAUCAUCCUGGUGAAACAGGGCUAUGAACCCCUCAACUUCACAGGAUGGUUCAACGCUUGGGACCCCUACAAAUGGAGUGAUGGCAAGUCCUACGAGGAAAUGAAGAACAGCUUGGGAGACGUGUCGGCCAUAUCCGAGAUCAAAGUGGACCUGAACAACCUCAGCCUGAACAAGAGAACCCUCAGCACAGCCAGCCUGGAUGGUUCAGGUACAGCAAAUGCCUCCUCGGAGUACAAAUCCCACUUCAGCCACAGUGACAGCAACAGCUACAGCAACAGCAACAACUACAACAGCAACAGCCACAGCAGCCCUGCCCUGGUGCCCAACGGGGAGGGGAUUUACUCCCGAGAGGUGCUGAUGCACAGGACGGUGGAUGAACUUCCUGAAGGCGUGGAUCCCACUAAAAAAGAGUGCUAUCUCUCCGAUGCUGAUUUCCAUGAUAUCUUUGGGAAGUCCAAGGAUGAGUUCUACCAGAUGCCCAAAUGGAAGCAGCAGAACGAGAAAAAACAAUUUGGACUCUUCUGAGACUGCAGAGGGCAUCUGAUGACUCUGGGACCAACCCCUGCUCCCUUAGGAGCUGCAGGAAAGAAGUGCAGGCAUUUGCUCGAUGAUCCCAACCCAGCACCCCAGUCCAACGCAGUUAUUCCAGCAGCCACUCUUCAGGGGAUGGCUCCUUUCCCCCUGCAAACCCAGAACCCCCAGAGGCAAAACCUUUUACAGGAACAGCUUGACAGGAUAUUUUUGCCUCUUCCUGACACUUUAUUGCUGAUAGCCAUGAAGACAAGUGUGUGCCACGCAACUUCACUGUAGCCUCAACUUUCCUCUUCCUUUUGCAAAUUGCCACAUGCACAAGGCCAUGAUCUUUCUUCAUUUGUAGAAGUUUAAAGUUAGUCAAGACAAAGGCCAUUUGUAGCUGCUGUGUAAAUUCUGGGUGGGGAGAGGAGGGGGAAGCCCUAAGAGGAUGGAGGGGGAGCCUUGAGGUCAGGAGAAAGGUAAUGGAGUAGCCAGAUGCUUGAUGGUGUAGUCUGUGGAAUGACAGCAGACAGUUCUUCCCCUUCUCACCUUGUAGAAAAACUACUCACCAAAGAACAGCAAUCAGUUCCAGAUUAACAUUCAUAGCCCAGGGCAGCUAAAACAUGUGAAAACCUGGUUUGGGGGAAAAAAGCACUUAUGAGCAUAUUUAUUAGCUGAUCUGUCUCAAGACGAUGAUUGAAAAAUCAGGCCAGACACAAAUGUCGAUUUUUGGCUGCCAGACAAGACUCUGUCUACUUUUUUUCUCAUUCAGACAGCAUCUGCAAUAUCACCUGGCCUCCUUGACCACGGCCAGGUGAAUGUCAGAGUCCACCUGCCCACAGAGCAGAGGCUUGAGGAAGCCAGGAGGGGUUUGGGUAUGACCCGAGGCAGAGGGUGUCCUACUGAAGCUUUUAUCAGAGCUCCAUCCCUGUGAUGUCCGUGGGGCUGAGAGUGCUGGUUCCACACUAUGGGAUCAGUCUGACUGGGGAGGGCAGUGGGAGAUGUCAGCAGUGAUUACGGGAUGGAACUGUAAACUAAAGGAAGAAACACCACCUUAAAAACUCAGACAAUGUGGGUUUGCAGCAUUACUCCAUUUCCAACCUGAUCAGUGAUUCCAAAUAAACAUCCAGCAGCAGCAGCAGCACUGGAAGUGUCCUUGAUCAGCAUGGGGGGUAGGAUGGCAGCAGAUAAAAGCUCUGCAGGGCCACAGAUCCUUCAAACACCUGGUCAUCAAUGGAAUUUUGGAUUUUUCUUUUAUUUUUUUUAAAAAAAGAACAAACUGAGGAGGUGGGGCCCCUUCUGUUCUGUUCUGUUCCACGUAGCUUGGGCCAUUUGUCCCACCAUGCCCAUGUACCCUGCUCCUGAAGCCCCCACUGCCAGUGAGCAGCAGUACCUGGCAGCUCAGCAGUUGUCCUGACUGCCCAGCCCAGCUGCAGGGAUGUGAGCAUGGAGCUGGGGAGCUCCAGGCUGUUGAUUGAGGGACAAAGAGCUCUCACUCAACAUCCAGGAUCACAUCACUGUGCUGAAGUGUCCCCAUCUGUCUGGGCUGGAGCAAGGACCUCCAGGUGAUGGGGUCUUCUGGACAGAACUUUGUGUUUAAGAAUUGGUAGUUAAAUAAACCCCAAACCCAUUGUUAUAUCCCUGUUCCUACCAUCACUUCAUUCCAUUUCUGCUUGAGGGUCCAGCCCAAAACCCACUGGAACCCCCUGUGCAGAGUAAGUGUCAAGCAGAGACACAAAUCAGCUGAAUUACCUGUGUGAUUGCUCCUGUUGUGCUCACGAGAGAUGCAAUCAGUGCACAAUGGCCAUGUUUCAACCUCUGUAGGCUCUGCUGGAAUCAGCAAUAUUUGCCUUGCCUUGCUGAGGAGUGCUGCUGCCAGCUCCCAGAUUCAUGAAUUGCAUGUGCUGCUCAGUAAGAUGCAGGAAUGCCACCUACCUGUGAGCCUAAUGUGCUUCACACAAUCAAAUGAAGACCAGCCAAAUUACAGUCAGAUUACACAGAUUAGGCCAGUUUGCUACGAAUUGCUUUAAUUCCUGUGGCCACCACGCACACCAACACGAGUGGAGCGCUCCUGACAGCACUCAGGGACCAGCCUGGGAUUCCACAGACCAUGGAGCCUUCUGAUAUCUGGGCCUGAUGGAAACUGCUGCUGCACUCCUCCUCUCAUGGGAGAGCUGCUUUUACUCCCCGCCUCUGAUUUCCAAAGGAAAGAUCGUCUCCCACCUCCUCCCUUUGGCACCUUUUGCUGUGAUUGUCAGUGGCCAUGUCCUGUUUCUGCUGCUCUUUUCCCCAGAGCUCUUCCCUCCAGUGGGACUCCAGCACAUCCUAAUCUUUUCAGAGAUGAGCUCACUUGAUAACAACAUGGACCACAUCCCUUCCUUUGGGAAGAGAGGAGACCUUGCAGCAUUGUCAUCAUGCUCUGCCCAUCCCAUCUCAGCUCCUUUCCCACCUGGCUGUAGUAGUUUUCCCCAGCUAUUCCUACCUGAAAAGGGAUGUUUUUUCCUCCCAUGAAUCUUGCCUACCUUUAAGUGCAAAACAGGCAGAGGAAAACCUGGCCUCUCUGAGCAAUCCAUCCAAGCCCACCCUGGCCAGCUGGUCCCCCUCACUUCUCUAGUGCCGGCCACAGCAGGCAGGUGAGGGCUUUAGCUCAAUAAUCCAACUGAAAUCGAAUCCUGCCACCCAAAAAAUGCAAGUAAUAUGUUCACAGCCAACCCAGCAGGCUGAUCUGACUUCACAGAGGAACAGAAUCACAGAAUGGUUUGCACUGGGAGGGACCUUCAAGAUCAUCCAGUUCCAGUCCCCUGCCACAGACAGGGACACCUCCCACCAGCCCAGGUUGCUCAGAGCCCCAGCCAAAGUGGCCUUGAACAUUCCCAGUGAUGGGGGACUCUCAGCUUCUCUGGGAAACCUCUUCCAGUGCCUCACUGCUCUCACAGGGAAGAAUUUCUUUCUAACUCGCCCCACAAGAGCCGGUGAUGAUACAAGUGAGGGGGCAGGAGCACUUCUUACCACCUUCACCUAUGCUUUUCAUCCCAUGGCUCCCUAAAACAAAGUGCUGAGAGCACACUGGGAGCAGGGACCAAACUCAGGCUGUCCCUGGGUGGGAGUCAAGGAUGUUCCAUCCUUGGCCUCCAAAUGAGUCUCCAAGAACGUGCCCCAUCCCAGAGGUGACCUGGGAGAGCCCUUGUCACUGCAGGGCCCCCUGCUCUGCCUCGCUGGCCACUCUUGAGCUCUUCCAUCUGGCUGGUUGUUAAUGCAGUAUCAGCCUUUGAGAGUUGGGUUUAAUUCACAUUUAAUCUGGCAAUGGUUUACAACAUCACACAGUAUUGUAGUCUAGAGGAAAAAUCAAUGUGUCCAGCAAUGUUUGCUGCAGCAUAACAAACUCCAGGGAGGACUAAAAGAAACCCAGUUUUGCAGUGGGCCCAAGAAUCACUAAAUCCAGGCUAUUUUGGACUAAAAAAACAAAAUGCAUAUCUUUAAAAGGACAUUAACAUCUUUGGUAUCAGCCCCUCAUCUUCACCACCAGGAAUCAAAACUCCCAGGAAGAAUUUAAGAAAUUUAGCAGGUCUAUCUCCAAAUUCAUGUAUGUUGCAUUCAAGUAUGACAAAGAGCCAAACAGUGAAGUAAUUGAACACUUCCAGAUUUUUUUUUAAACUUUUAAUAGUCUAACAUACUGUUAGUAACACAGUUGGCACUUCAAAAUAUAUAUUAUUUUAUUUCAACAAUAUUCCCUUAACUCUGUAGUUCUACUUGAAGACAAAUCACUUGCUGCUAUAAAUACUGUGUUGUUUUCAAAACACUCUUGUGCUGGGUUACCUCUACAGUGCAACUGGGACCUGCUAGCACUUACAACAUCUACUUCCUCUCUGUUAAAAAAUAACAUUUUUCUGUAAAACACAAAAUUUUACUGUAUUAAAAAAAAAAAAAAAAAAAAAAAAAAAGAAAAAAGAAAA